This is a messenger RNA of Impatiens glandulifera, 1668 nucleotides long. Its product is annotated as integrin-linked protein kinase 1-like. The transcript is spliced from 12 exons. Gene Ontology annotation, molecular function: protein binding; protein kinase activity; ATP binding. NCBI's taxonomy places the organism in Eukaryota, Viridiplantae, Streptophyta, Magnoliopsida, Ericales, Balsaminaceae. Bases 116 to 1465 code for a protein of 449 amino acids. The record is from RefSeq and is a predicted model, not a curated record. Gene Ontology annotation, biological process: protein phosphorylation.
ACUUAUUUCAGUUUCGAGUCAACUCAUCUCCAUUUCCAUAGUCUUUCAAGAUCUGUCUUCUCAAAUUAUUCGAUUUAGGCAGCUAAAAUUCAAAAGUUUCGUGCUGCAAUCAGGUAUGGAUGUGAAUGAUUUGACGCCGAUGAGGUUCAUCUUAGGGAGAAAGUCAUCGUUUGCUCCGGAUCUUCAAAUCUCCGAAGAUGACUACGAACAAGUAAGUGUGGAGGAAGAUGAUAUUAAUCCCAAUGUGAAGCUCAUGUAUAUGGCAAGCGAGGGCGAUUUGGAGGGAAUUCAGGAGCUCGUAGAUUUUGAGGCCGAUUUGGAUCCCAAUUUCCAGGAUAUCGAUGGUCGGACUGCCUUGCAUGUUGCGGCGUGCCAGGGUUUUAGCGAUGUCGCCGAAUUGCUUCUCAAAAAAGGAGCCCAUGUUGACCCCAAGGAUCGAUGGGGAAGCACGCCUCUUGCUGAUGCCAUGCACUAUAAAAACCAUGAUGUGAUAAAACUUUUGGAGAAUUAUGGCGCAAAGCCUCAGGCGAUAUCCAUGCAUGUAAGAAAUGCUCGUCAAAUCCCAGAAUAUGAAAUUGAUCCAAAGGAACUUGACUUCACAAAUAGUGUUGAUUUAACAAAGGGAACUUUCUGUGUUGCAUCAUGGCGUGGAAUUCAAGUUGCUGUAAAGAAGUUUGAGGAUUUUUCUGAUGAGGAUAAAGUGAAGGCUUUCAGAGAUGAGCUUGAAUUACUUCAGAAGAUACGCCAUCCAAACGUGGUUCAAUUCUUGGGUGCUGUCACUCAGAGUAGUCCUAUGAUGAUUGUAACAGAAUAUCUGCCCCAGGGUGACCUCCGCGCAUUCAUGAAGCUUAAAGGAGCUCUAAAAGUGACGACAGCUGUUAGAUUUGCACUUGAUAUUGCCAGGGGAAUGAACUACUUGCACGAGCGUAAACCAGAAGCAAUUAUUCAUCGUGAUCUCGAGCCUUCGAAUAUUUUACUAGAUGACUCUGGACAUUUGAAGGUUGCAGACUUUGGAGUUAGCAAGUUAUUACGAGUCACAAGGACAGUAAAAGAAGAUAAGCCUUUGGCUUGUCAUGAAACCUCCUGUAGAUACCUGGCUCCAGAAGUUUUCAGAAAUGAAGAAUAUGAUAAUAAAGUAGAUGUUUUCUCAUUUGCUCUAAUAUUACAAGAGAUGAUUGAAGGCUUCCCUCCAUUUACUGACAAACCAGACGAUGAAGUUCCUAAUGUUUAUGCAUCAAAAGAACGCCCUAAAUUUAAGGCUCCAGCUAAGAAUUAUUCACAUGGACUCAGAGAGUUGAUUGAGGAAUGCUGGAAUGAGAACCCAGCCAAGAGACCUGCAUUUGAGAAAAUCAUCCUUAAAUUGGAAAGCAUUCAGAAAAGCAUUGGUCACAAGAGGACUUGGAAGGUUAGAACCUUGAAAUGCUUUUAUCAGGACAAUGGAAGCAUGAGUAGUAGGAGCCAUUGAUCUCAUUCAACCUGAACCUUGUAUUGAGACCCUUGUUUCCACUAUUCUUUCUCCAACAUGAUAGUAAUGCAUAUUAAGAGCUUGUUUGAUUUAGGUUUAUUUGAAAAAAGUAACGAAAACAUGAUUAAAUGACUAAAAUAUCAUUUGUAUUUAAUAUUUUAAAAUGUUCUAAAAGUUAAAUAAAGGGUCUAGUUGAUGUUUUA